This is a messenger RNA of Acaulospora morrowiae, 1047 nucleotides long. Lineage: Eukaryota; Fungi; Glomeromycota; Glomeromycetes; Diversisporales; Acaulosporaceae. The record is from the annotation of a GenBank genome assembly.
AUGGAUUCAGUUUCUAGCGAUGGGCGGUCUCGAUCUCAAGAUCGCGAAACCGAGAAUAGGCAUCGAGGUUAUGAAAGUCGAGAGAGAGGCCGAAAUGCGCGGAGCCCUUAUAGACAUUCAUCAGAACGUCGACACAAUGGCCAUUCUCCGGCACGUCGUCAUCGGAGAGAAAGUCCUACUUACGAAGACUAUGAUAACCACCCUCGUUCAAGGCGAGAUUCUGAACGGUCGGAACACCGAGAUUUCGAACCUCGAAGGCGACAUUUCGAUUUAGAUUCCAGAAGGGGAGAGAUGACAAGAAAUAUUGAGCAACGCAAAAGAAUUCGUCAGGAAAGUACAUAUUCUAUUUGGCCACCUUCUCCCGAAGAACCCCCGAGAUCAGAGAGGAUCCCUUCUCCCGAAAGCUUCUCCCAUAGGAAGAAACGAUCCUUAAGCAGUGAUUCAGAAAGUCUCUCGGAUUCGAAAUCGUCAGGAUCUCGUAAAAAUCGCGCUCAUUCGGAUAAUUCUGAUAGUGACAAUUAUUCCACGGAAAACGAAAGCGAAAAAUCUAAUGGAAGGAAAGGUAAACAUAAAAAUCAGGAUGAACUAAGUGCAAUAGAACUUGAUGAAAAAAAAUUAGAACAAAUGGAAGAACUUUGGGUAGAAAAGAAAGUUGAUCUACCCGAGGAUCUGUUAAAUGUCGGCCCCAUGCCUUUAUCCGUGAACGAGAACAAACUUGGAGAAAGAGAUUAUGGUGGAGCUUUACUGGCCGGUGAAGGUUCAGCCAUGGCAGCAUAUGUACAGGAGGGCAAGCGUAUCCCAAGACGUGGUGAAAUCGGUCUUACCAGCAACGAAAUUCAAUCUUUUGAAGAUGUGGGUUACGUCAUGAGCGGAAGCCGUCACCGACGUAUGAAUGCAGUACGUAUUCGCAAAGAGAAUCAAGUUAUUUCUGCAGAAGAGAAGCGUGCUUUGAUGUUAUAUAACCAAGAAGAAAAGGCAAAAAAAGAGAACAAGAUUAUUUCAGAUUUCAGAGAGUUGGUAGCAGACAAAAUGAAAGGGAAACAAUAA